Phragmites australis (common reed) is the source of this 2143-nucleotide messenger RNA. RefSeq names its product protein DETOXIFICATION 49-like. Gene Ontology annotation, biological process: xenobiotic detoxification by transmembrane export across the plasma membrane. Gene Ontology annotation, cellular component: membrane. The transcript has a single exon. Gene Ontology annotation, molecular function: xenobiotic transmembrane transporter activity; antiporter activity. The record is from RefSeq and is a predicted model, not a curated record. Lineage: Eukaryota; Viridiplantae; Streptophyta; Magnoliopsida; Poales; Poaceae. The coding region runs from base 234 to 1919 and encodes 561 amino acids.
GGCUUCCGAUUACCCUGCACGGUUCACGACUCCACCAACCAAGCACCCCAGCCUCCAAAGGGGAGACAAGCGCGAAGAAACGCCUCUUCCUCCGCCCCCAACCAAACUGCGUACGAUCUCGUAACUUGCCUGGGAGUUACCAGCGCCGCAAAGGUUUUACUCCCUCACGAAACCGCACGCGCGCGCGGGCAACGAGCAGAGCAGAUCGUUCCUCUGUUUCUGUUUCAGCAGCCAUGACAUCGUGCGCAGGAAACGCCACCGUGGCUUGCGGGGAUGACGCGCGGCUCCAUGGGGAUGGGGGUCGCGUCAUCGUCGCCCCCUUGCUCGCCAAGGCGGGAGAGGUCGUCAUCUCGGUGGCCGCCGCCGACGCGGCGGCGGUGCCAGUGCUCACGAGCAAGCCGCCCGGGCGGCUCGCCAAGGCGGUGAAGGAAGCCUGGUCCGUCUCCUUGGGCGUCGCGUUCCCGAAGACGCCGUCGGUGUCGGCCGGCGCGGCACGGGACGAGGCGCGUUCCAUUCUUAGCCUCGCAUUCCCGAUGAUCCUGACCGGGCUGCUGCUCUACCUCCGGUCGAUGAUUUCGAUGCUCUUUCUCGGUCGGCUCGGCGGGCUGGCCCUCGCUGGAGGGUCUCUUGCCGUCGGCUUUGCCAACAUCACCGGUUAUUCUGUCCUCUCUGGCCUUGCCAUGGGCAUGGAGCCGAUAUGCGGGCAGGCAUUCGGCGCAGGCAACUACUCGCUCCUCGGCAUCACCAUGCAGAGGACGGUGUUCCUCCUCAUCGCGGCCGCCGUCCCCAUCGGUGGCCUGUGGGUGCACAUGCGGCCUCUCCUCCUUCUCUGCGGCCAGGACGCCGGCAUCGCCGCUGUCGCCGAUACCUACAUUCUGGCCUCUCUCCCUGACCUCGUCCUCCAGGCAUUUCUCCACCCUGUGCGGAUAUACCUCCGUACGCAGUCCAUCAACAUGCCGCUCACGGUCUGCGCUACGCUAGCCAUUGCCAUCCACCUUCCCAUCAACUAUGUCCUCGUAACCGUACUCGGCCUCGGCAUCAAGGGGGUGGCAUUCGCCUCCGUGGUGGCGAACUUGAACCUCCUCCUCUUUCUCCUCGCUUACAUCUUCUUCAAAGGCGUCCACAAGCGCACCGGCGGCUUCGUGCUCUCCGGCGAGAGCUUGCGGGGCUGGGGCGAGCUUAUUAGCCUUGCCCUGCCGAGCUGCGUGAGCGUCUGCCUCGAGUGGUGGUGGUACGAGAUCAUGAUCCUGCUGUGCGGCCUGCUCCUGAACCCGCAGGCCACGGUCGCGUCCAUGGGAAUCUUGAUCCAGACCACGUCGCUCAUAUACAUCUUCCCCUCGUCGCUCAGCUUCGGCGUGUCCACCCGCGUCAGCAACGAGCUUGGCGCGGGCCAGCCCGGUGAGGCGAGUCGCGCCGCCACGGUGGGGCUCAUGCUCGGGUUCGCGUUCGGCGCCUUCGCCUCUGCCUUCGCGUUCCUCGUGCGGAACGUGUGGGCGAGCAUGUUCACGGCCGACCCGGCGAUCAUCGCACUCACCGCGUCGGUGCUGCCAAUCCUGGGCCUGUGCGAGCUGGGCAACUGCCCGCAGACGACGGGUUGCGGCGUGCUGCGCGGCAGCGCCAGGCCCAAGGACGCCGCCAGCAUCAACCUCCGGUCGUUCUACCUCGUGGGGACGCCGGUGGCGCUCGUCCUGGCGUUCUGGUUCCACUACGACUUUGAGGGCCUGUGGUUCGGCCUCCUCGCGGCGCAGGCGACCUGCAUGGUGCGCAUGCUGCUGGUCGUCGGGCGGACGGACUGGGCCGGCGAGGCCAAGCGCUCGAGGCAGCUCACCGGAUCUGGCGUUGUCACCAAGGAUAGCAGCGCUGCCGCGGACGGCGGGGACGAGAAGUCGCGCUUGCUCGACACUGACAUCGAGCAAUGAAAUGAUCACCCGGUGUUGAUGGCUACAGCGCGAGCCGCAUGUAUACCUGUAAUCUACUCUUUCUUUUCUCCCUUUUUUCCCCCAUAUUUUGGCGGGGGAGGAAUCAGAGGCUGACAGAGUGACAAUUUUGUUCACCAUUUGCUAAUUAGCAUGUAAAGAUUUUGUUGAUUGCUAUCACAGAGAUGAAAAAUAUCUAGUACUAAUAUGAAAGAAAUUUUCAGACA